Nasonia vitripennis (jewel wasp) is the source of this 539-nucleotide messenger RNA. Its product is annotated as ankyrin repeat domain-containing protein 54-like. Gene Ontology annotation, molecular function: protein binding. The record is from RefSeq and is a predicted model, not a curated record. NCBI's taxonomy places the organism in Eukaryota, Metazoa, Arthropoda, Insecta, Hymenoptera, Pteromalidae. The transcript is spliced from 3 exons. The coding region runs from base 104 to 523 and encodes 139 amino acids.
CGUCGUAGUGGUCACGUCGACGUACGCCGCUUGAAAAUUUUCCAAGUUAAGUUUCGGCUCUUUCAGUACAGUUUACCGAUGUGUUUCCAGAAGUACAGACGCUAUGGAUCAAUUUUACCUAGAAAAAUGGGGUCGGAAUUGGAGACAAGUGUACGGUGCCAUCGAACAAAGCGAUGAAGUCAAAAUUCAGAGCCUUCUCGGCAAUACGCCUGUAUUACUAUACAGAGAUAAAAACAACAACACGUUACUGCACUUAUCUGCCAGAAUCGGCAAUUAUACACUGACACAAAAAUAUAUGGAUUGUCACGGUAUCGAUCCUAACUCAAUCAAUUAUUCUGGCGAGACACCGCUUAUGCUAGCUGCCGAAUCGAACCAGCUCGAGAUAGUGAAGCUGCUCAUUGAAUACGGUGCCAACGUCCUAUGCAAGAGGAACGACGGCCGAACAGCACUCCAUUUCUCAGUCCCAUCCAACAACCCGGCCAUGUUAAACCUGCUCAUCGACCAAGACAAGGACCAAUCCUGAAUAUGAUGGACUGGCG